Messenger RNA from Octodon degus (degu), 1502 nucleotides. RefSeq names its product E3 ubiquitin-protein ligase Hakai-like. The record is from RefSeq and is a predicted model, not a curated record. Gene Ontology annotation, molecular function: ubiquitin protein ligase activity. The transcript has a single exon. Gene Ontology annotation, biological process: regulation of cell adhesion; protein ubiquitination. NCBI's taxonomy places the organism in Eukaryota, Metazoa, Chordata, Mammalia, Rodentia, Octodontidae.
AUGGAUCAUACUGACAAUGAGUUACAAGGCACUAAUAGUUCUGGAUCGUUGGGUGGUCUUGAUGUUCGCAGACGAAUUCCUAUAAAACUUAUCUCCAAGCAAGCAAACAAAGCCAAACCUGCACCUCGAACUCAAAGGACUGUAAACAGGAUGCCCGCAAAGGCACCAACUGGUGAGGAAGAAGGAUUUAAUUAUAAUGAAGAAGAACGAUAUGACUGUAAAGGGGGUGAACUGUUUGGAAAUCAGCGAAGGUUUCCUGGACAUCUAUUUUGGGACUUUAAGAUAAACAUCUUAGGUGAAAAGGAUGAUACACCAGUUCAUUUCUGUGACAAAUGUGGACUGCCUAUUAAAAUCUAUGGGUGAAUGAUUCCAUGCAAACAUGUUUUUUGUUAUGAUUGUGCUAUUUUACAUGAAAAAAAAGGAGAUAAGAUGUGUCCAGGUUGUAGUGAUCCUGUGCAGCGAAUUGAACAGUGUACACGAGGUUCUCUCUUCAUGUGUAGCAUUGUUCAAGGGUGCAAGAGAACGUAUUUGUCUCAGAGAGACUUGCAGGCUCAUAUCAACCAUCGCCACAUGCGAGCUGGAAAACCCGUUACCCGUGCUUCGCUUGAAAAUGUUCAUCCUCCUAUCGCCCCCCCACCAGCUGAAAUCCCCGAGCGCUUUAUAAUGCCACCAGACAAGCACCAUAUGAGCCAUGUUCCGCCAAAGCAGCACAUCAUGAUGCCACCACCUCCUUUGCAGCAUGUGCCACAUGAGCACUAUAAUCAGCCACAUGAGGAUAUCCGUGCUCCGCCAGCAGAAUUGUCCAUGGCUCCACCACCUCCUCGGUCGGUCAGUCAGGAAACCUUUCGUAUUUCAACAAGAAAACACAGCAAUAUAAUAACUGUCCCUAUUCAGGAUGACUCAAAUUCAGGUGCUAGAGAACCACCACCUCCUGCCCCAGCACCUGCUCACCACCACCCUGAAUAUCAGGGUCAACCAGUGGUUUCGCACCCUCAUCAUAUUAUGCCUCCACAGCAACAUUAUGCACCACCCCCACCUCCUCCACCUCCAAUAAGCCAUCCAAUGCCACAUCCUCCCCAGGCUGCAGGUACUCCUCAUUUGGUAUAUAGCCAAGCUCCACCUCCACCAAUGACCUCUGCUCCACCACCAAUAACCCCUCCCCCUGGACAUAUUAUUGCCCAGAUGCCACCUUAUAUGAAUCAUCCUCCUCCAGGACCUCCCCCACCUCAACAUGGUGGUCCACCUGUAACUGCACCCCCUCCUCACCAUUACAAUCCUAACUCUUUACCCCAGUUUACUGAAGAUCAAGGAACUCUCAGCCCUCCAUUUACACAACCAGGGAGAAUGAGUCCUGGUAUAUGGCCUGCACCAAGAGGGCCACCACCUCCUCCAAGAAUGCAGGGUCCGCCUUCUCAAACCCCACUUCCGGGACCACAUCAUCCAGAUCAGACAAGAUAUAGACCGUAUUACCAAUAAUACUAGUGUUUUGAACUGAAGAUACA